Pieris macdunnoughi is the source of this 2070-nucleotide messenger RNA. Lineage: Eukaryota; Metazoa; Arthropoda; Insecta; Lepidoptera; Pieridae. The record is from the annotation of a GenBank genome assembly.
AUGUUACAAAAUUUUAUUUUAAAAGGAUUUCAAGUUAAACUACCCAGCAGGACGAAGAUCUUAAAUAAAUUAACGAUUUACAACCGACCUUGCAGACACUGUGCGUCCAGGUUAUAUUCUAGUCAGAAAAUUCAAGUUUUACAUUGUAAUCUUGAAAGAAAAACCCUUAGUAAAACCAAUAUUUUCACUGUGAAAACUAGACGCUAUACCAGUGAAGUUGACGCUCAAAAGAAAAAUGGACAGAUUGAAACUCUAAAAGAUAAAACUGUGAUAGCAACUAACGUAAAACUAAAAUCAUCAGAGUUAAGAAGAUUAUUCAGUCUAGCUGGUCCUGAAAAAUGGACUCUUACAGGUGCUAUUGGUUUUCUUAUCAUAUCAUCAAGUGUGACCAUGGCAGUACCAUUUUCACUUGGGAAAGUUUUAGACAUUAUUUAUGAUACAACCAGUGAUUUGGGGGCUGCAAGAGAGAAACUUGACUCUUUGUGUCUAAUGCUCUGUGGGGUGUUUCUUCUUGGAGGAUUGUGCAACUUUGGCAGGGUUUAUUUAAUGUCAAUAUCAGGACAAAGAAUGACACAGGCCCUCCGUAAGCAAGUGUUUGGUGCAAUAAUGCGCCAAGAAACACAAUGGUUUAGUAAAAAUUCAACUGGAGAACUCGUAAAUAGAUUAUCUGCAGACACUCAACUGGUUGGACGAAAUCUAAGUCAAAAUGUUAGUGAUGGAUUAAGGUCUUUUUUUAUGGUGGGCGCUGGAACUGGCAUGAUGUUCUAUAUGUCACCAUCGCUAGCUUUAAUUGGUUUGUGUGUGGUACCUCCGGUAUCCGUACUAGCUGUUAUUUAUGGACGAUUCGUUCGAAGUAUUACUAGACAAUUACAGGAUACACUUGCUGAUACAAGUGAGUUAGCCGAGGAAAAAAUAUCAAAUAUUAAAACAGUGAAAGCAUUUAGUAAAGAGAAGAGAGAGUGCGAAUCGUAUGCGCAAAGAAUAGAGAAUAUAUUGACAUUGGCCUAUAAGGAGUCGUUGGCUGUGGGGAGUUUUUAUGGAUUGACGGGUCUAUCUGGCAACACAAUAAUAAUCCUAGUACUUUACUAUGGGGGUGGUAUGGUGGCCACAGAGCAACUAACAGUGGGUAAUUUAACGUCGUUCUUACUCUAUGCGGCAUAUGUGGGCAUAAGUAUUGGUGGACUUAGCAGUUUCUAUACAGAGAUGAAUAAGGGCAUUGGUGCUGCGACACGGCUUUGGGAAAUUGUGGAUCGGGAGCCGAAAAUUCCAGUUUCCGGCGGUCUCAGACCAGUGGACCGUCCUCAUGGCGAAAUAAUAUUAGAAAACGUAACAUAUAAUUACGGUGGGGCGCCAUUGCUGAAGGGUUUGAAUCUGCAUCUCCAUCCGGGGAAGUCGGUGGCUCUUGUGGGGAGAUCAGGGUGCGGAAAGAGCACCAUCGCCUCUCUCAUAUUGAGGCUGUAUGACCCUGAGAAUGGGAGGAUCCUCUUAGAUGGUCGUGAUAUUAGGGAGUUGGAUCCUGUGUGGUUGAGGAGUCAUCUAGGUUUUGUCAGUCAGGAACCGGUAUUAUUUACUGGAUCAAUAAAGGAAAACAUUUUGUAUGGCCUGGAUGAGGAAUCAACACUGGAGGAAAAUGAUAAGGAGGAGGCAUGGCUCCAAGCAGCAAAAGCGGCUCAGCUGCAAGAGCUGGCGAACCAGAGCAGAGCGGGUUGGGAGAGGCAGGUGGGAGCGGGGGGCUCCGAGCUCAGCGGGGGUCAGAAGCAGAGGGUGGCCAUCGCAAGGGCUAUUGUUAAGAAUCCAAAAAUCCUCAUCCUAGAUGAAGCUACCUCAGCAUUAGAUACCUAUUCCGAAUAUUUAGUCGACAAAGCAUUAAAGGAGAUAAGCAGAGAGCGCACAGUACUGACGAUAGCACAUCGACUUAGUACCAUUCAGUCUGCGGACGAGGUCGCGGUGAUAGGCAACGGCGUGAUCGUGGAAAAGGGCUCCUACAAGGAAUUAAUGGAGAAACCGAACGGAUAUUUCAGAGAGCUCAUAACGCAUCAGACAUUUAUGAAGCCUAAAGAAAAAAGUUAA